CAAUUUAAAAUAAUCGAGGACAUUUUGUUUUUCAAAUUUUUUUGUCGUUCAUGAGAAAUAUUUAGUUACAAAUAUGUACAUACAUACAUUUGAAAUUACUUAGAAAACUAUUUAAGUCGCAUUUAUUCAAGUAAUACCCCAAAUAAAGAUUAUGCGAUAACGCAUCGAACCAGGAUCGAUUUAAGAUCAUUUCAACUAGUGCUACCCAAUUAGCCUAUACAUAUCCAAUACAUGUGUGUAUGUAUGUAUGAAUGUUUAUGUGUGCGACGUUAUGGUUUUCUGUUUUAACUUUUUGCAGUAAUAAACUAAUGGGUCAAGCGCAAUAAUUUAAUCACAUAAUGCGCUGACUGACUACUAAACAUUCACCAUACAUUUAAGCUACUUACAUAUGUACUUAUAUUUCUCAAUUUAUUACAUUGAUAAGCCACGUAUGUACAUACAUCGUCUGUUAUUGCUGAAUUCGCCAAAGCCAAAGAUACAUACAUAUAUACAUAUGUAUAUGUACAUACAAUUAAAUAAAUGUAUAAUAUAUUGAGAGCUUUCUUAUCAAUGCAAUAGUAAUGCAAUCUGAGUUUAAAGGACUCUGCCGAUGCUACGGUUCAUUGCUGUAAUUCAUUGUUGUGUGAACAUAAGUGCUAUAUUUUUGGACUGUUAUACAUUAAACGCGAAGCAUUUCGUCAUUUUUACCACAGUUAUCUGCCAAGAUGCAACACAGUCUAAAACAAUUUGAAAGUAGCUGAAGCACAAGAUAUAAGCCGCUCCCACGAUACUUUCUUUAUUUUUUUGCUAUGCACUUUGUUUUUGAUCAGUUUUAAUUUCCGAAAUAGAGUUCUCUCUUUGUUACCUCAGUGCACUGAUCCAUGAAAGACCAGUUUCUAGUUUGAAUUGUUUCUGGCAAGCUGAGUACUUUUCUUAAGCGUUAUCAAACUUAGCAGUAUGUAUGUAGCUGUAUAUGUACAUGAAUAUGGCUAUAGUUGACCGAAUAAUGCUUCAUCCACAUGCUCGUAUUGUGCGUUAGUCUGGUUAGAGCUUUUCAUGUGUUAGCCACAAUUUGUAUGAAGUGAAGUGAAAGCAAUGCUUUAUAUUUACCUCUUUAUUCAUUUCAAUGGAUGUACUAAAGAUUAAAUUAGACCUAAAUUGUGACAAAAAAACACUUUCUGGAAUAAAUUUAGGAAACUAAAUUAAUUAUAUAUAUAUUCUUACCAACAUACAUUUACACAUAUGUAUGUAUAUACAAACAUAGAUUGAAAGGACACCCAAGAAUGAUUUCCUCUAUGAGUGUUGUGCAUGAGUUGGGAAUCACUGGCCAUAAUAUAGUAGGUCGUACGUUGUGUCAGGUUAGCGAAAUUUAUGUAUUUGAAACACUCAGUCGCUGUUUUAAUCUCAAGCUUAACUGUGAAUUGACUUGGUGUUAGUGACAUUAUAUCAAUAUAGAUUAAAUAUCUGCGUUAUUUUAAUCACCGUGAGCGGAUAGUGAUAUUUAAAAAUGCCAGAUAAGGAUGACGCAAUGGAGAUCGAAACCAUUGGUAGCGGCAGUUCAGCAAAUGGCAACCUCUUGAGCCAAGAAAAAUUCAAAUUACACUUCAGCAAUGUUUUCUAUACUGCUAAACAGAACAAUAAACUGGUUUCGAUACUUAAUGACAUAUGUGGAGAGUUCAAAUCUGGUCGUCUAACCGCUGUGCUGGGGCCAUCUGGUGCGGGGAAAACUUCCAUCCUCAAUGUGCUCUCUGGCUUCAAAGCAAAUGGUGUGUCUGGCAAAAUCACCUUCAAUGGAGAAGAGCGAAAUAACUUGGCAUAUCGCAAGGUAUCAUGCUAUAUUCCACAAGAUUUUGCCUUGCUCGAUUUAUUAACGGUGCAGGAGACCAUGAGCGAUUCGGUGGAUCUUAAAUUGCCUUCAGAAACAAAGUCCGAAGAAAAAGAAAAAAUUGUCAACGACAUUAUUCGGAUACUAAAUAUGGAGAAGUGCCGACACAGAUUAGUGCGUAAUCUUUCUGGUGGUGAGAGGAAACGUCUAUCUAUCGCUAUAGAAUUGGUCACCAAUCCUCCAAUUAUGUUUUUUGAUGAGCCAACUAGUGGAUUGGAUAGUGUCUCCAGUUUGCAGAUAAUCAACUAUUUGAAACAAUUAGCGCUUGAUGGCCGGAUAAUUGUGUGUGUAAUUCAUCAGCCAAGUUCGAAACUUAUGAAACUAUUUGAUGAUGUUAUAGUGAUGUCGCGAGGAAAUUUGGUGUAUUCAGGACCAAAAGUAGAUAUGAUUCCCACUUUUGAGGAAGCGGGCUUUGCAUUUCCCGAAUAUUACAACCCAGCCGAUUUCGCUUUAGAGGUGAGCAGUGAAGAGCACAAUGAACAAAUCUUGAGUUUAAUUGAAAGAAAUAAGAUACGUUAUUGCGGAACAUCUACCCAUCCUAAUGAAGACGAAACGAAUGCAAUAGACGAAAAUACCAAAAUAUUAAAUAACUCAAAUAAUCAUACCACAAUUGAUGUGCCAUCACACUGUGGCACCGAAAGCAGGCGAUCAGCACAUGAACGAUGCAGAUUCACAAUCAUACGUCCCGAAGCGAAGGUAGGGGUCUACAGGCAAAUGAUCAUACUCACACGGAGAUCUCUACGUACAAUGUCAAGGAACUUGAUAGCAGUACAGUUACGUGUUGUAGUGCAUGUUAUUGUUGCAGUCCUUGUUGGAGCAGUAUUUUGGGAUAUCGGCAAUGACGGUGCCAGGACUUUAACAAAUAUAUCUUGUAUUUUUUUCAUUAUAAUGUUUAUAUUCUUUGGCAACGCUAUGCCUUCAAUUUUGCUAUGUCCACAGGACACGCCGGUUUUUAUACGUGAGUACUUAAACGGUUGGUAUUCCCUUAGAGCGUAUUAUGCGUCAAAACUUACCUCAGAUCUUCCGAUGCUCUUGAUUUGUCCAUCAUUAUUUACGGCGAUAAUUUACUUUAUGACGAGUCAACCGGAUGAUAUUGUACGAUUUGCUAUGUGCUGGGUGGUUAGUAUAAUUUUGGCCAUUGUAGGUCACUUUAUGGGAUUAGCGUUUGGGUCGAUAUUCGAAUUGCAGAUGGCAAUCCUAUUAGUACCUGGAAUAUCGAUUCCGUUUAUGAUUUUUUCAGGGUUUUUUAUACGUAUUCAUGAAUUGUCAGAUAUUUUUCGACCAUUGUGUGAUAUCUCCUUCUACCGUUAUACCAUGGAAGCAUUUAUUCAAGCAAUAUAUGGGUAUGGUCGCCCCGAUUUACAAUGUGAUAGAGAAUUUUGUUACUUUAAAUCACCAAGUAAAUUGCUAAAGGAGUUGGAUAUGGAAGCCGACUUGUAUGGCCAUGACAUUUCCGUGCUUUCCAUUUGGAUUAUAUUCUUUAUGGUGUUAUUUUUCAUUAGCUUGGUUUUACGUAUUAAACGUGAACAAUAAAUAUACAGAAUUUUCGUUUUAUCAGUUAUUUUUUACAUUAACUAACUCAAAAAUAUAAGUAUGGAGAAAAUUCUAUAUAUUUCUUGAACAAAUACAAACGCAUUUUCAUAUGAAAAAUGCAAGUGAUUUAACUUUUCUAUUCAAAAAUUGAGUAAAUAUGAAAAUUCAGAGCACUCCAGAACAUCGUAUUAUUGAUUGGAAUUAUUACGUUAAACCAAGACUUUUAAAAUUCCCAUUUGUACAAAUAUGUAUAUAUUUCUAAUACUGCUUGGUUAUUAUCAAAUAUGUUUAAGAAGAAGGUGUUAAUGAUAAAAUAAAUUUUGUUAAUUAAAUUUAAAUAUCAAUAUUUA
Molecule: messenger RNA, 3747 nt
Organism: Bactrocera dorsalis (oriental fruit fly)
Lineage: Eukaryota; Metazoa; Arthropoda; Insecta; Diptera; Tephritidae
Product: ATP-binding cassette sub-family G member 1
Exons: 10
Coding region: 1487-3397 (636 amino acids)
Cellular component (GO): plasma membrane
Molecular function (GO): ABC-type transporter activity; ATP binding; ATP hydrolysis activity
Source: RefSeq, a predicted model, not a curated record